This is a messenger RNA of Volvox carteri f. nagariensis, 789 nucleotides long. RefSeq lists its product as uncharacterized. Gene Ontology annotation, cellular component: cytoplasm. The record is from RefSeq and is a predicted model, not a curated record. Gene Ontology annotation, molecular function: glutathione transferase activity. Bases 1 to 789 code for a protein of 262 amino acids. Lineage: Eukaryota; Viridiplantae; Chlorophyta; Chlorophyceae; Chlamydomonadales; Volvocaceae. The transcript is spliced from 6 exons.
AUGCGCGAUGUUGCCGUACUGCUGUACCCCGCCAGGCAGGUCUACGACAUCUGCCAGCCUGGAUUUCGGGGCCGCUGUACGGCACCGUUGAUGGUGGACCGGGUACGGCGUGUGGCCGUGUGCAACGAAAGUUCGGAGAUUGUACGGAGCUUGGACGAGAUGCACCUACCGGGGUGUACGGACGUGCAGCUACGGCCGCGCCACCUGACGUCGCAAAUUGAUGAGUUGAACGCUAAAAUUUACUCUUCCAUCAACAACGGGGUGUACCGCUCGGGUUUCGCCACAACACAGGAAGCGUACGAUGCCGUACAGGCGGAAUUGUGGUCGACCCUGGACGAGAUGGAGUCGCGUCUCAGCUCCCAUCGCUUCCUGCUGGGGGACAGAUUGACGGAAAGCGACGUCUGGCUUUUUCCGACUGUCGUACGGCUGGACUCGGUGUACGGCCCGCUGUUCAAGUGCUGCCGCCGCCGCAUCUUCGGUGCUGCCGGCGGCGGCCGCGAGGGCGACUACCCAGCCCUGGCUGCCUGGGCCCGGGACAUCUGGCAGAUCAAGGUACCCGGCUCGAGCUUACAGGUGAGCGGCACUGUGGAUCUAGACGCAGCCCGCGUGUCGUACUUCAAGAACCUUUUCCCGCUCAACCCGGGGGGUAUUGUGCCGGCCGGGCCCACCGCUGCCGACCUCCAGCUAGAGCAGCCGGCGGGGCGAGGCUGCUCGGCGCUUCAGGGUGUUUGCUAUCCGCGUGACACAGGAACCGCAGAUGCCGCAUCUGGCGCGGCUGCGGGGUUGUAA